Messenger RNA from Penicillium taxi, 2232 nucleotides. RefSeq names its product RNA-processing protein PTA1. Lineage: Eukaryota; Fungi; Ascomycota; Eurotiomycetes; Eurotiales; Aspergillaceae. The transcript is spliced from 8 exons. Gene Ontology annotation, cellular component: mRNA cleavage and polyadenylation specificity factor complex. The coding region runs from base 1 to 2232 and encodes 743 amino acids. The record is from RefSeq and is a predicted model, not a curated record.
AUGGCUCAAUCGACCGAUGAGGCCGCUAGUCAGCUUAAUCAACUCAAUAAUGCCCGAAAUCUCGUUCUAGCGGACGCCGCAUUCUAUCCGCAGAUCGCGACCAGCAUCCUUCCUAUCGUCGGCGCCAACUCGAGAUUUGAAUUGAGAAGAUGGGGUGCUGAAUUCUUGGCAGAGACUUUUUCCAGUCCAAUCCUGCCUGCGCCACAGAAGGAGCAGCUCGCGCCUAAUGUUCUCCAGUCGAUUCAAGAGAUUCUCAUACUGCCGGAGACAGAUACAGCGGUUUUACAGAGCUUAGUACAAACAGCCGCCAGCUUAUAUCCUUUGAUAUUUCGCCAUGUUGUGAACCACCCCGAGGAUGGCAAAACAUGGGAGACUAUGAAUGCGAUUAAGCAGGAUAUCCUCCGACGAAUGGACUCUUUCCCUGCUUCAGCCAAGGUUUGCUGUGUCAAGUUCCUUCAACGAGUGGUCCAGGUUCAAACACCGGGUCUGAUUUCAGACCCUAGGAGACCCGAACAGAACGAGACUUCGCUCGCGAUUGUCCCUCGGGGUCACUCCCUUCUUUCCAUCCCGCAGCUUGAGGCCGAAUCAUCAGGUCUUCUCGAUCGCCUACUUGGUGUUUUUCAAGAAGAUAUCAGUGAUCCACUACUCGUCAAUGCGACAUUGAACUGUCUUGCGCCUCUCAUCCGGACACGCCAAAGUAUCGCGAGUAAGAUCAUUAAUGUUGUGCUGGAAUUCUAUCCGGCAAAGCAUGUCCGCCCUCCUUUUACUCCAACCGUUCGCAUUAGCGUCAAGUCAAUGGAGCGUACAGCUCGAGCUUUGAUUAUCAAUCUCGUAAAGAAGAAUCCGAAUCAUCCUAUGUUAGGGAAAAUGCAGGUGUACAUUGAGCGCCUGAUACAAUCCAAACUGGAGGUGGUAGAUGAUGCGUCUCGAAAGCGUGGAUUAUCUACGGAGCCAACAGAUGGCUUGGAUAGUGCGAAACGGGCCCGUAUCGAUGAUGCCACUCCCCCAUUGCUCAAGGUCCCUCCCCUACCUCCAGGACCUACGAGUUACGACCAACUUUUCACACUGACCCAAGAUGUUGGACUUUCCUCGUUCGACGUCAAGCAACUUCCUCCCGAUCUGAUCCUGAAGAUCGCCGUACCUCUUCUUGCGCAAGUAAAUCCGGCAAUGCUCACACAAGCUAUUGAGGCAGUUCGUGGUCGAUAUCAAACUAUAACGAAAGACCAAAAUCUGAAGCGCCAACAGCAACAACAACAAGCCCUGGCAGCUGAUGGGGAUGAUGAUUACGAGCCUGAGUACUCGCCCAUGGAUGUGGCGGAAAACGACUCGUAUGAGGCCGGGGAUGAUGUGGCUCAAAUAGCGGACCCCGAACCCGACUUAGUCUCCUUGGGUCCUUUCGUCCUGCCCCCGCCGCCUCCUCUAGAUGAGGAAGAGGCAGGAGAAAUUGGACGUGGUGCUGUCGCACGAGUAUUCAGCAUGAUUAAUGUUGCCGAAGCAGAUACAGCUGCGCCUACCGGCAAACAACAGCAACUGGGCUUUUCACGCUUGGCGGCUAGUACUUUCGAUCGGGACGCCUGGGUUGUCCUUCUCACUCGACUGGCCACCCGUGCACCAGCUGGUCUGGAAGGUAGUGCCGAGGCAGGUCAAGGAAAACCAACCACUAUAUCUGAUUCCAUUCGCCAAACACUAUAUCGCUACAUUCUGGAGGACUUCCGUGCUCGCGUCACCAUCGGUAUCUCCUGGUUGAAUGAAGAAUGGUAUAACGACCGCAUUCAGAUGAAGGCUGUGGCUUCUCAACGUGACGAGAACGAGGAAGGAUCUAUCGUCCCGAUUCACUAUGACAUCUGGGUACUUCGACUCCUUGACGGAUUCAUCCCGUAUCUGGACUCCCGUGAUAUCAAGGUAUUGGUGCGCUUCCUCAGCGAGAUUCCGGAAGUCACCGUCGCCAUUACUCAACGCGUGGCCAGUCUGGCCAGGGACCCUGAGCGAGUCAAUCUCUGCGUUCAAGCACUAAUGUAUCUGAUCAUGUUCCGUCCCCCUGCGCGCGAGAUGUGCCUGAAUACACUUGAGGACGUGUACCAAACCUACGAAGAGUCUCGCCCGGCAGCUGGCAAGGUCCUGGCCAAAUGGCGCCCCCAAGCAAAACAAGAUGAAUCAGUCGCCAAUGGGGUUGCGGAAUCGACAAGUACUCCACAACCGGAGGCUACAGCUGCUACCACGGCCUCGGAGUAA